This is a messenger RNA of Oryctolagus cuniculus (rabbit), 7951 nucleotides long. It is a transcript of the gene SCAF4, whose product is annotated as SR-related CTD associated factor 4. The record is from RefSeq and is a predicted model, not a curated record. Gene Ontology annotation, cellular component: nucleus. NCBI's taxonomy places the organism in Eukaryota, Metazoa, Chordata, Mammalia, Lagomorpha, Leporidae. Gene Ontology annotation, biological process: negative regulation of termination of RNA polymerase II transcription, poly(A)-coupled. Gene Ontology annotation, molecular function: RNA polymerase II C-terminal domain phosphoserine binding; RNA binding.
AAGCGCCGGGAGGCCCGAGCCGUCCCAGGGUGCCCCGCGCGGCGUGGACUCGGGCCGCUGCCGCCAUCCCGCUGGCGAGAGGGAGAGAGAGGAGAGAGAGAGAGGCCCGCCCGCUCGCCGGCCGGGCCAGUGUGGGCCAGUGCGUGAGGGCGCGGGGGCCGUGUCAGCGAGACGCAGGGCGCAGCCGCCGCCGCCAAACGGACAUGUUGGAGCCCAGCGCCGCCGCCGCCGCCUCCUAUUCCUCAGCCAGCGAACGGGACUGAGUGCGGGCCCGCCACCCUCCGCCUCUGCCUCCGCCGUCUGCCUCGGCCGCAGCCCCUUCCUGCUCAGCCUCGGGCUGCGCUCAGCUCGUCGCCUCCCCCCAAGCCCCUAGGCCCGGCCGGUUCCUCAGCCCCGCUCCGCCGCGGCGCGAGGUCUAUGUGACCGGCGGGCCCGGAGCAGCCGCCGCCGCCGCCGCCGCAGCGCGAACAUGGACGCCGUCAACGCCUUCAACCAGGAGCUCUUCUCACUUAUGGACAUGAAACCUCCCAUCUCUAGAGCCAAGAUGAUUCUUAUCACUAAAGCUGCUAUUAAAGCUAUUAAGCUUUAUAAGCAUGUAGUUCAAAUAGUAGAAAAGUUCAUCAAAAAGUGUAAACCAGAGUACAAAGUUCCAGGAUUAUAUGUAAUUGACUCAAUUGUGCGACAGUCUCGUCAUCAGUUUGGAACUGAUAAAGAUGUUUUUGGGCCAAGAUUCUCUAAAAACAUAACCGCCACAUUCCAAUAUUUGUAUCUUUGUCCAUCUGAGGAUAAGAGUAAAAUAGUCCGUGUGCUGAACCUUUGGCAAAAAAAUGGAGUGUUCAAAAUUGAAAUUAUUCAACCACUUUUGGACAUGGCAGCAGGAACCAGUAAUGCCGCCCCAGUAGCAGAAAAUGUUACCAAUAAUGAAGGCUCACCUCCACCUCCAGUAAAAGUUUCUUCUGAAACCCCACAAGCCACUCCAAACUCCUUACCAACUGUCCCACAGUUGCCCAGCUCUGAUGCUUUUGCUGCUGUGGCUCAACUGUUUCAGACAACUCAAGGUCAACAGCUUCAGCAGAUCCUUCAGACUUUUCAACAACCUCCAAAACCACAGUCUCCCGCCCUUGACAAUGCUGUGAUGGCUCAGGUUCAGGCUAUCACAGCUCAGUUAAAGACAGCUCCUACACAACCACCUGAACAAAAAGCUGCUUUCCCCCCACCUGAACAAAAAACUGCAUUUGACAAGAAGCUGCUUGAUAGAUUUGAUUAUGAUGAUGAGCCAGAGGCUGUGGAAGAAUCAAAGAAAGAGGAAGCUGUUGCUGCCACCACUGCAGCCCCUGCUGCCGUUGCACCUGCUGCCGUUGCACCUGCUGCGCCUGCCACCACAGCCCCUGCUGCCACAGCGCCUGCUGCCACCUCUCCUCCUCCUCAGACACCCUUCGGAUUUCCUGGAGAUGCCAUGCAGCAGCCAGCAUACACGCAACAUCAAAAUAUGGAACAGUUUCAACCUCGAAUGAUGGGAAUGCAACAGGAUCCGAUGCACCAUCAGGUUCCACUUCCUCCUAAUGGACAGAUGCCAGCGUAUGGACUUCUUCCUACAGCAUUUCCUCCCAUGGCUCAGCCUGUGAUUACUCCACCUCCACCAGUGCAGCAGCCUUUCCAACCUACUUUUCAGGCACAAAGUGAACCACAUACGCAGAAGCCACAUCAGCAAGAAAUGGAAGUAGAACAGCCUUGUAUUCAAGAAGUUAAACGGCAUGUGCCUGAUAACCGAAAAUCAAGAUCUAGGUCAGCAUCCAGGUCACCAAAAAGGAGGCGAUCUAGAUCUGGGUCUAGAUCUCGGAGGUCUCGUCAUCGACGUUCUCGAUCUCGCUCCAGGGACAGACGCCGGCAUUCUCCCCGCUCUCGGUCCCAGGAGAGACGGGAUCGAGAGAAGGAGAGGGAGCGAAGACAAAAGGGCCUUCCUCAGAUCAAAGCAGAAACUGCCAGUGUUUGCAGUACUACACUCUGGGUAGGACAGCUGGACAAAAGGACUACUCAGCAGGAUGUUGCCAGUCUCUUAGAAGAGUUUGGUCCAAUUGAAUCCAUUAACAUGAUUCCUCCCAGAGGUUGUGCCUAUAUCGUAAUGGUUCAUAGGCAAGAUGCUUAUCGUGCGCUGCAGAAGCUGAGCCGAGGAAACUAUAAAGUGAACCAGAAAUCCAUAAAGAUUGCCUGGGCCUUGAACAAAGGAAUAAAGGCAGAUUAUAAGCAGUAUUGGGAUGUAGAACUUGGUGUUACAUAUAUUCCAUGGGACAAAGUCAAGCCCGAGGAAUUGGAGGGAUUUUGUGAAGGAGGAAUGCUGGACAAUGACACACUUAACCCAGAUUGGAAAGGAAUUCCCAAGAAGCCUGAAAAUGAAGUUGCUCAAAAUGGAGGUGCAGAAGCAUCACACACAGAACCAGUGUCACCCAUACCUAAACCUUUACCUGUGCCUGUUCCUCCUAUGCCUGUUCCUGCACCUAUCACUGUACCACCUCCACAGGUCCCACCGCAUCAGCCUGGUCCUCCUGUAGUUGGUGCUCUCCAACCUCCCACAUUCACACCUCCUUUGGGAAUUCCCCCUCCAGGUUUUGGUCCUGGUGUUCCUCCGCCCCCUCCUCCUCCACCAUUUUUGCGCCCAGGAUUCAAUCCAAUGCAUUUGCCACCAGGUUUUCUUCCUCCUGGACCCCCACCUCCUAUAACUCCGCCAGUAUCCAUUCCUCCUCCUCACACUCCACCAAUAAGCAUCCCAAACUCUACUAUCGCUGGUAUAAAUGAAGACACUACAAAAGACUUAUCUAUUGGAAAUCCCAUUCCAACAGUGGUGUCUGGGGCUAGAGGAAACGCCGAGUCUGGUGACAGUGCGAAAAUGUAUGGCUCUGCUGUGCCACCUGCUGCACCCACGAAUCUGCCUACCCCUCCUGUCACUCAGCCUGUUUCACUUCUGGGCACUCAAGGAGUGGCCCCUGGCCCUGUGAUCGGGCUCCAGGCCCCAUCGACUGGUCUUCUUGGCGCCCGCCCCGGCCUGAUCCCGCUCCAGCGCCCUCCCGGGAUGCCGCCGCCUCACCUGCAGAGAUUUCCUCUGAUGCCCCCGCGCCCCAUGCCGCCACACAUGAUGCACAGAGGCCCACCUCCGGGACCGGGGGGCUUCGCCAUGCCUCCACCUCAUGGAAUGAAAGGCCCCUUCCCACCACACGGCCCCUUCGUUAGGCCUGGGGGAAUGCCAGGGCUGGGGGGCCCAGGGCCAGGCCCAGGGGGUCCUGAGGACAGAGAUGGGAGGCAGCAGCAGCAGCAACAGCAACAGCAGCAGCAGCAGCCGCCUCCGCCACAGCCGCAGCCACCGCCGCCGUCACAACAGCCGCCCCCAGCUCAGCAGCCACAGCCGCCGCAACAGCAGCAGCAGCAGCAGCAGCAGCAGUUUAGAAAUGAAAACAGGCAGCAGCAGUUCAAUUCAGGUAGAGACCAAGAAAGGUUUGGAAGAAGAUCUUUUGGAAAUAGGGUGGAAAAUGACCGGGAACGGUAUGGGAACCGUAAUGAUGAUAGAGAUCAUAGUAACCGUGAAAGGAGAGAGUGGGGAAGGAGGAGCCCUGACCGGGACAGGCACAGAGACUUGGAAGAGAGAAGUAGACGCUCUAGCGGGCACCGAGACAGAGAGAGAGAUUCUAGAGAUAGGGAGUCUCGUAGAGAGAAGGAAGAAAGCCGAGGAAAGGAGAAGCCCGAGGUGGCAGACAGGGCAGGUGGGAACCGAACCAUUGAGCCUGCCGUUAGCCAAGUGGGAAAUGUAGACACUGGUGCAGAACUUGAUAAGGGCGAGUGCGAGUCUGCAGUUGUAAAACCUCCUGAAGAGUCACCUGCUGAGGCUACCUCAUCCGUUGAACCCGAAAAGGAUUCUGGCUCAGCAGCCGAGGCUCCUCGUUAGAGACUGGAACUUGUGGAUAUGACAGUGACGCGUGGAGUGUAGAGCUUGGGGUGUACAGAUGCUGUAUUAUAUUUGCUCCUGCUACAUCACAGCCCCACAGUAGCCGGUGGGGAACUGUAAGCAAUUUGAUUGCUUCCCUUCUAUUUAAAAAUAGCCACAAAAUAACAAAAAAUACUGAGAAUAUGAAUAAAAUAUUACCCCUUUUGCUGUAACUUUUUAAAAGUUUUGACUUUAAAAAGUUUACAAAUCGUAAUUAGAAGUGCUAUUUUUUUUUUUAAUUUAAGACAAGGUAAUGGUGAAAGCUCCUCAAAACAAUAGGGAUGUUUUUAAUAAACUCUAUUUUCGUAACAAACUUUAAUGUGUGCUAUUCUUCCUACACUGCACUAAGGUGGGGAAAGGAUUGUUCACCAUCAGUUUGAGCUGUUGGACUUACCUGAUGGAAGUAGACAUUUUUUAUGUAGUUAUUUUCAAAAUUCGUUUGUAAUGCUUUUGAUUCUUCGCAUUGCAAUCAUACAGUGAAGGCUAGUGGUUUUAUGUUCAUUGAAAAGCUUGUGUUUGCAGUUUAAUCAAGGUUCCCCGCCCACUGGCUUUAUCAUAAAUGUUGUCCUUACUUGUAAAGAGUUUGUUGGGGAAAAGCUGGACCCCCACAUUACACCUUGUACUUACCUGAUCGCCUGGGUAUUAUGUAGACAAUUGGUUUUUGUUUUGUUUUUUUUUUUUACCAUCCCAUUAAAAUCUUCAAAAGGGUAAAAAAUCAAGGUUAACAUUUGCAACUAAAAGGUUUUUGUCUGAUAUUCUGAAUGUUUAAGGACUUAAAUGUAACUGUUUCCUGUGAGCCUUGCCUGUUGCCUUUCUUUGCCACCUUUGACUGCACUGCUGGGGAGAGGUAGACCAGACUUUCUGCCCCGUAACAUGCCUUUCACCUGUUUUGGCGCAAAUUUAGGGAGUUAAACUAGGAGAAAGAGUUGUUAACCUAAGAACUAUCACACAAGGACAUCCAAAGCCAAAUCAAGCCUGACAGUAAAGCAGCUUCAUAAACUGCUGUCCCAGUGCCACCACCUGUGUCACACCUUCCCAAGGAUUUAUGGCCUUUCUGAAGCUUUUUCUCCAAAACUGUUUUUAAAGCUGUCUUGGUGUCAGUGUACUGAUAAGCAGUUAACUCAUUCUUCACCCUCACCCCCAGGCUGCUUUAUUGCUUUGAUUUUAAAUAGUGCUGUGCAGUUUUUCCAGGGAAACAUUCUACCCAGGGCACUGUUCCUGUACUCCUGACUUUAGAAAGUAAGGGAAGGUGUGUGGACUGAAGUGCUAAAACCUCUCCUGGAGAAAGUGUUAAAAGUCCGAACCGAAACUGCUUCUGAAGAGAAACGUCUCAUCCGUGGUGUGGAGACUGAGGAUCCAAGGCCGCCAUUUCCAACUGGAAAGUACUGACACCACCCUGUUUGCAUGUGAAAAACAUACUGGUAGCGUACAGGCCUUACCCGUGCAAACAGUAGUGAGCCUGUUACUGUUUGUAAAUACCCAUUUUAACCACUCACUAUGAGCACUUAUUCAGCAGUUUAAAGAACGAGAACAUGCUACUGUCAGUCUACCUUGAGUUUUUCUCUCCUAAGUGAUUUGCUAUAUUGCAUAAGGUACGUGGUAUAUUUCUGAACAAUCAGGAUGGUCACUUGUUCCUGGAGCAAACCUCUAAAAUAGAACAUGUACCAUUCUGGCAGGUAGAGAAAUUAGCCUCAAAUCUCCUUGCUUGCAAACCAAGGCUGCCACCUGCCUUUCACAGGUUUGCUAAAGACUAUCUACUUUAAAGAAUAAACUUUCUUAAGUCCUUUACAUGAAUGAAAAUGCGAAGUGACUAAGCAUUUGUAAAGUAAAGCUAGCAUAGACAGCCUAUGCGUCUGAGCUGUGCCUGUGGGGUGCUAUCAAACAGUAUUACGAAAUCUGUUCCACUCAAGCUCGGAGUAAAUGAGGAUCAGCGCUAACUCGGGUUUUCAGUUUGGAUUCUUUAAUAGGCUCGAAAGAAGUGCCACACAGUGUUUAUUCACAGGGCUGCAGAACUGAAUUCAGACAAUCAGUGUACACGCACGGGUAAUUAAGUCUGGCAAAAUACACACAUCAAACAGACAUUUUAAUUGAAUAUGAGUUUUAUAAAACCAUACAAAUCUUCCAAGGAUUCAGAAAUCAGUUUCACCACAGGUACUGAAAGCAACUUAGGAAACAUCACUGCAUGACACUUGCAGGUGACAGUGUUUAAUGUGCAUCAGGUUACAUGUCUACAACCAGCAGGCUAACAGAUGAGCUCCUGGGACUCAGACCACAUGGCAGGAAUGUUUAGGGGGCGAUCCCAAUGACACCACAGGCCAAACGACUGCCGGCGUUCCCGGUCUUUGUACUCUCGUCAUUUCCACCUUUGCCCAAGUCGUCUUCUUUCUCGUGGACCUUUAAGAAAUAUUAAGAACGUGUAACUGGGCUAUCAAGUAAUUAACACCUCUUCCCAAAGACUGUAUGAACGUCAAUGUCAAAAAUCAUCUGCCGAGCAGAGGAACCGCUAACAUUUAAUUCAUCAGUUUAAAAGGAGCAACUACUACUCCAGGCUCACUCUGGGUGGAGCAAUGACAUGCCAAAUGCUAGGUAAGCGUUGCACUCUCUCAAAACAUGGAAAACCACCAUUUAUUACAGGCUACACCACAGCUCCUACUCCUCCAUAAUAAACUUAAUAACCUUAGCUACAAUAGUCAUAAAAGUACAAAUUGCUUUUUAAAAAAAGGCAAAUGAAAGUAAACAUGUCAAAAUUUCAUGCCUAAUGAACGUCACAAGUCUAUAAGAAUCCUAAAAAUAAACCAUUCAGCAACAGUACUUUAAAUUUUCUGUUCAUCUAACAUUUUUAAGUGAUUUCCCACUUCACAACUAUGGCUGAAGAAAAUCCUGAGAGUGACCUGAAGGAAGUGACAACAAUGUCCCGCCCUCAGGAGCAGGCGAGGUGCUGCAGAUGGCGACCUCAGCGGUGACAGCCUGCAGCCCUGAGUGAGUGCUAAUGCUGACGUCCAUCCCGGAGUGUGGACCCAAUGAGAUGUCCUGCUUAACUACAAGGAAGGAGACCAACUGUGGCAAGAUGUGGCCAAUUCAAAACUAAUGACUGGUUCUGUUUCCCCAUUCAGAUCUAGGAUGACCAGUGUAAUCCACAUCUUACCACUACAGUGUUAUUAAAUGACCGAAAUAAAUUACUUCUAAGCUUUCAUCCAGUUUUCUAACCUGCCCCAACAGCACAAUGUAUUUGGACCUUUAGAAAACAAACUAUUAGGAAGCUGUGGAAAAAUACACGACUGAGUGUUGGAAGAAACUCCAUGCCCACCCGUACUACACGCAAACUUACCACCAGCGUGCGGCCAAUGACGGACAUAUCUCCCGAGAGUGAGAUCACAGAAUCUUCAAUUAACACAUCAGCCACACCAUUGCUGCCUGCAGUCACAUUACCCAGGUCGCCCACGUGCCUAAUGUUGAAGAAGCAUCAGAGCAAUCAGGACGGCCUUCCACUUAACAUCAGGACACCGCAUGGGCUAAAUUAAAACUUUACUAAGUAUAUGAGGGUUGGGCUAAAUGGUGUAGACAGCAUGAAAGACCCACUUCCCCAGCUUGAUAUAAUUUUGGAAACAAACUAAGUAGGCAUUCUAGACAGUUCUUCAAUCAAGGCUUCAAGUCUACAAAGUACCUCUGAUCUCAGUGGUCAGUUACCAAGGGGUAAACUCAGUGACUGAGUUAUGUUCAGUAACUAUUGCCCUCAGACCUCUUAUAAAUUAAUCCUUGUCUUGUUGCAUCUUCCUGAAAGGCGUUCGGAGGACAUUUAUGUACAAAUGGAAUCUCAUCAGUUUUCACUGUCACAUUUUUACCUGCAAAAUCUUCCUGUUUCAGAAUGCUGAUUUAUUUUGCUACUGGCUGACAGUACUGUUACUCAUGGCAUUUCCUGUAUUAGUUCCCUUUGGCACUUGUAUUAGUUCUGUAUUCAAUAAAUGCUACAAAACCAAA